This is a messenger RNA of Nothoprocta perdicaria, 3696 nucleotides long. RefSeq names its product PH domain and leucine rich repeat protein phosphatase 1 (gene PHLPP1). Lineage: Eukaryota; Metazoa; Chordata; Aves; Tinamiformes; Tinamidae. Gene Ontology annotation, molecular function: protein binding. The coding region runs from base 133 to 3696 and encodes 1187 amino acids. The transcript has 17 exons. The record is from RefSeq and is a predicted model, not a curated record.
CCCGCGCUCUACGUGCAGCUGCACGGCGAGACGAGCCGGCGGCUGGAGGCGCACGAGAAGCCGCUGCAGCUCCAGAACGACUACCUCUCCCAGCUGGGCUUCCGGGACCUGUGGCGGCUCCAGGAGGAGGGCAUGGACGCCGAGACCGGCUGCCUCAUCCGCUUCUACGCGGGAAAGCCCCACAGCAUUGGCAGCUCCGAACGGAUUCAGCUCUCAGGAAUGUACAACGUUCGGAAAGGGAAAAUACACUUGCCAGUCAACAGAUGGACGAGACGCCAAGCCAUCCUCUGUGGAACGUGUCUGAUCGUCUCCUCGGUGAAGGAGAGCCAGACUGGCAAGAUGCACGUCCUCCCUUUAAUCGGUGGCAAAGUGGAAGAAGUGAAAAAGCACCAGCACUGUUUAGCAUUUAGCUCCUCUGGACCUCAAAGCCAGACCUACUACAUCUGCUUCGAUAACUUCACCGAGUACUUGCGAUGGCUUCGACAAGCGUCCAAGGUUGCAUCACAGCGCAUAAGCUCAGUGGAUCUUUCAUGCUGCAGCCUGGAGCACCUGCCUGCCAACCUGUUUUAUAGCCAAGACCUCACUCAUCUCAACCUAAAGCAGAACUUUCUGAGGCUGAACCCUAGUCCAUCCACGAACAGAGCCCUUAGCGAACUGCAAAGAUUCACCAAGCUGAAGAGCCUUAACCUUUCCAACAACAACCUGGGCGAGUUCCCCGUGGCCGUGUGCGGCCUGCCGACGCUGGCUGAGCUGAACGUGUCCUGCAACGGCCUCCGCCGCGUGCCGCCCGCCGCCGCCGACAUGCACAACUUGCAGACCUUUCUGCUGGAUGGAAACUUGCUCCAGUCCCUUCCUGACGAACUGGAGCGUAUGCAUCAGCUCGGCUACGUCAGCCUGUCCUUCAAUGAGUUCACUGACAUUCCAGGAGUGUUAGAGAAGCUGACUGCUAUGGAUAAGCUCUGCAUGUCAGGGAACUGCUUGGAUACCCUCGACCUCCAGGGGUUAAAACGGAUGCCUCAUAUUAAACACGUGGAUCUAAGAUUGAACUCAAUCCAGAGGCUGGUGGCGGACGAAACGGACUUUCUGCCCCACGUGACCCAGCUGGAUGUGCGGGACAACAAGCUGGGCGAGCUGGAUGCAACCGUCUUCAGCAACGUGGAAGUGCUGCACUGCGAGAGAAACCAGCUGGUGACCCUCAAAAUCAGCGGGUAUUUCCUCAAGGCGCUUUAUGCGUCCUCAAAUGAACUUGUUCACCUUGAUGUGUAUCCAGUUCCGAAUUACCUGGCUUAUAUGGAUAUUUCUAGGAACCACCUGGAGACCCUGCCCGAGUGGGUAUGUGACAGCAGAAAGCUGGAGGUGUUGGACGUUGGCCACAACCAGAUUCGCGAGCUGCCUACCCGGCUGUUUUACAACAGCAGCUUGCGGAAGCUGCUGGCUGGACAUAACUUGCUAGGAAGGCUACCGGAUCGGCUCGAACGAAUGCAAGUAGAGGUCCUGGACGUGCAGCACAACCAGCUCCUUGAGCUGCCAUCUAACCUGCUUCUGAAAGCAGACAGCCUGAGAUUUCUUAAUGCCUCAGCCAACAAACUGGAAAUGCUUCCUCCAGCCACUCUUUCAGAAGAGACCCAUAGCAUCUUGCAGGAGUUGUAUUUGACCAACAACAAUCUCACAGAUAAAUGUGUACCCUUGUUAACUGGCCAUCCACACCUAAAAAUCUUGCACAUGGCCUACAAUCGCCUGCAGAGCUUCCCUGCAAGCAAAAUGGCCAAGCUGGAGGAGCUGGAGGAAAUCGAUAUUAGCGGGAACAAGCUGAAAGCCAUUCCAACAACCAUUAUGAACUGCAGGCGCAUGCACACGGUGAUGGCUCACUCCAACUGCAUUGAAGUCUUCCCAGAAGUCAUGCAACUUCCUGAAAUAAAGUGUGUGGAUCUGAGCUGCAAUGAACUGAGUGAAAUCACACUGCCUGAAAACCUGCCUCCCAAGCUGCAAGAGCUGGACCUGACUGGAAAUCCCAGGCUAGCCUUGGACCACAAAAGCCUAGAGCUGCUCAACAAUAUCCGCUGCUUCAAGAUUGACCAGCCCUCGGCAGGAGAUGCCUCAGGAGCUCCAGCAGUGUGGAGCCACGGUUACACAGAAGCAUCAGGAGUCAAGAACAAGCUGUGCGUGGCGGCGCUCUCGGCCAACAACUUCUGCGACAACCGCGAGGCCCUGUACGGCGUCUUCGACGGCGACCGCAAUGUGGAGGUGCCCUACCUGCUGCAGUGCACCAUGAGCGACGUCCUGGCCGAGGAGCUGCAGCGGACCAAGAACGAGGAGGAGUACAUGAUCAACACCUUCAUCGUCAUGCAGCGGAAACUUGGAACAGCCGGACAAAAACUUGGAGGCUCUGCUGUCCUUUGCCACAUAAAGCAUGAUCCCAUGGACCCCGGUGGGUGCUUCACGCUAACCUCAGCAAACGUGGGGAAGUGCCAAACCAUCCUCUGCCGGAAUGGGAAGCCUCUGCCGCUGUCCAGGUGUUAUGUGAUGAGCUGUGAAGAAGAGCUGAAGAGGAUCAAGCAGCACAAGGCCAUUAUCACAGAGGACGGCAAAGUGAACGGUGUGACAGACUCCACGAGAAUCUUGGGCUACACCUUCCUUCACCCGAGCGUCGUGCCGCGUCCUCACGUGCAGUCCAUCACGCUGACCCCGCAGGACGAGUUCUUCAUCCUGGGGAGCAAGGGCCUGUGGGAGAGCCUCUCCAUGGAGGAGGCGGUGGAGGCGGUGAGGAACGUGCCCGACGCGCUGGCGGCCGCCAAGAAGCUGUGCACGCUGGCGCAGAGCUACGGCUGCAACGACAGCCUGAGCGCCGUGGUGGUGCAGCUCAACGUGUCGGAGGAGAGCUGCUGCUGCUGCGAGCUGGCCGGCGUGCCCCCGCCCAGCCCCGGCAUCUUCGCGCCCUCCGUCAGCGUGGUCAUCAAGGAGCGGCCGGCCGAGGCGCUCGCCAUGCCCUCCUCCAGCAGCGGCGUCGCCUCCGAGAUCAGCAGCGAGAUCUCCACGUCGGAGAUGAGCAGCGAGGUGGGCUCCACGGCCUCGGACGAGCCGCCGCCGGGCACGCUGAGCGAGAGCGGCGCCGCCUACGCCGGGGAGCCGCGCUGCUCGCUGCACCCCGUCUGCCUCUCGGGCUCCUUCCAGCGGCAGCUCUCCAGCGCCACCUUCUCCAGCGCCUUCUCCGACAACGGCCUCGACAGCGACGACGAGGAGCCCAUCGAGGGCGUCUUCAGCAACGGCAGCCGCGUGGAGGUGGAGGUGGACAUCCACUGCGGCCGCGCCAAGGAGAAGCAGCUCCUGCAGGCGCCCCCCGAGGCCAGCGACGAGGGCAUCGUCAUCAGUGCCAACGAGGAGGAGCCCGGCGCGCCCAGGAGAGCCGAGGGCUCCGCCACGGGCACCAUGGGGCGCCGGCGGGGCAACGGCUCCGUGGCGCCGCACGAGCGGAGCCACAACCUCAUCGAGGUGGCGGCAGACGCGCCGCUCAGGAAGACGGGCGGCUACUUCGCCGCUCCGGCGCAGCCCGAUCCGGACGACCAGUUCAUCAUCCCCCCGGAGCUGGAGGAGGAGGUCAAGGAGAUCAUGAAGCAGCACCAGGAGCAGCAGCAGCAGCAGCAGCAGCGGCAGUACCAGGUGGAGCACGUGGCAGACUAUUACGAUACUCCGCUAUGA